This is a messenger RNA of Lentinula edodes (shiitake mushroom), 756 nucleotides long. RefSeq lists its product as uncharacterized. The transcript has 4 exons. Bases 1 to 756 code for a protein of 251 amino acids. NCBI's taxonomy places the organism in Eukaryota, Fungi, Basidiomycota, Agaricomycetes, Agaricales, Omphalotaceae. The record is from RefSeq and is a predicted model, not a curated record.
AUGCUGACACGGUGGUCACAUCAUCUAUGCAGCAUCUCGACCUGGUCGUUUCUCUAUUUCCCAUCCAUCAUCCCAUGCCUAGCUCAGCAAGGUGGAUCCUUGCAGAAUACCUCAAUAGCGAAUACAUCACCGCAAAUCGAUUAUACUCCCUUUGUCUGUAAUGUCACUGGCUCUGAUUCCUUUAGCCCCAAUUGCCUCGGUGGAUGGCAAGUUUCAUCGUCUGGAGGAGGAACGAUAGUGUCAACUGAAGGUGCAGGCCCUUUCGGUGCAAAUAUCAUUCCCCAAAUGUUUUUGCAAUUUCGCGCAUCGGCGCUGUUUCUCUCUACUUCACCGUCUUCGAAUGCGUCGUUUGAAAUCGCUGUCUCUGCCGGGAAUACAUCAGUUUCCGUAUCAGCAAAUUCCAGCAUCGGUGCAGCUGCCAUUCUCAAUUUACCCGGGAAUGAGACUACGACGCUGAGUUUGACGUUCAUACCCGGUGAACUGCCUUCCCAUUUAGACAUCGGGACUAUCACAAUAACGGUGACAGAUAACUCCUCAAUUUCAUCGGUCUUACCAACACCAACUUUGCCUCCCACAAUUUCCCUCCCUUCAUUCAUUUCAUCUACGUCUUCUCUACUUCCUUCUGGUACAUCUACUCCAAGUUCACAAUCUUCCGAUUCUAGUCAUAAGCAACUAGUUACAGACGCUGUGGGUCUUACUGUGGGUCUCGGGCUCGGCUUGACACUUGUCGCAUCCCAGGGGGGGUACGUUGUGUAA